This is a messenger RNA of Caenorhabditis bovis, 690 nucleotides long. The record is from the annotation of a GenBank genome assembly. Lineage: Eukaryota; Metazoa; Nematoda; Chromadorea; Rhabditida; Rhabditidae.
AUGUCGGACGGAAGCCCAGAACGUGGACAAAAACGCGCGGAUAGCCAGCUUGAGAGCAGACAAAUCAACAUUCAACAAAAAAGAUAUUAUGUUGACAUCAAUGAGAACCAUCGCGGACGCUUCAUCAAGAUUGCCGAGUUGGGAAGCAACUACAAAUCGCGCAUCAUUCUUACUUUGCGUGCCGCCAACGCCAUCCAUACCGCUAUCAAUGGCCUAGCGGAUCUCAUCGACGCGCCACCAUCGAACGUCGAGUCGAAGGAGGCGGUUCUCAUCAAGUCGGAAACGAUUACCGUCGACAGCCGUCGCUUCUAUCUCGAUUUGAAGGAGAACGAGCGCGGACGUUUCUUGCGCAUCGCUCAGAUGCCGCAGAAUGCUCGCCAGGAGCGCGUUCAUAUUGCGAUUCCAUCAUGCGGAAUCAAGGAUAUCAAUGAAGCGCUGGCUGAUUAUCUCAACAAGUACUACGAUGAGAGCGCCGAGCUGGCCGCCGAGAACAAUGAUUCGAAGAUGCGCGUCAACGCCGAGAACAAGACAUUUGUUUUCAACAAGGGUGAGAAUGAUCGCGGACAAUAUGUGCGCAUCUCGGAGAUUAAGCUGAGCAGCGGAUACAGAAACGCCAUCACCAUCCCGUUUGCUUCGUUGGAGCUCAUCCGCAACGCUCUCAACGAAAUCAUCGAAGGUGGAAAAGCAUAA